This is a messenger RNA of Schistocerca nitens (vagrant locust), 849 nucleotides long. RefSeq names its product juvenile hormone acid O-methyltransferase-like. The transcript is spliced from 5 exons. Lineage: Eukaryota; Metazoa; Arthropoda; Insecta; Orthoptera; Acrididae. The record is from RefSeq and is a predicted model, not a curated record. Bases 1 to 849 code for a protein of 282 amino acids.
AUGGAGGCAUUAAACCCAGAAUACUGCACCAAGGUCAACAUACAGCUGCGCCAAGCGGUCUCAGAGAUGCUGGACAAAGUAUGGCCGUGGCUGACCUUCCCUGCACGCGACGACGGCCGCCCGCAGCGUGUUCUGCAUCUCGGCAGUAGGAGCGGUGACAUCACAAAAGGAGUGCUGGCGCCGCGGUUCCCAGAGACGGUACAAGUAGUCGGUGCGGACCCAGACCUCGACAUGGUGCACUACGCCCUGCUUCACCGCCUCAGUCCCGGCAUGUUCUACACACAGGCGAACAUCGCAGGGCCGCAAGUGAAAGAAACGACGCUGUGGAGGCUGCAACCGUUCUGGCAGAUAUUCUCCUUCAACCACGUGAAGUCGCUGUCAUCAGACAGCGUUCCUUUAAGAGCAGUUCGCGAGCUGCUGGCACCUGGUGGAGAAGCGGUGUUGAUGAUAAUCCCGUCUUCUCCUCUAUAUAAAACUUACAAAUGGUUGGCAGGACUUGGAAGAUACUGCCGCUACAUGGAGGAUGUGAAUGACUACCUACCUUCUUACCAGGCGCCGGCAACAAAUUGGCUGACUGACGUUGCACAAAUGAACUUUAUGGGAUUUGAAUUGUUGACAUGGGUGCCAGAGAACCACGCAUUCUCUGUUUUCUACUCUCUAGAGGAUCUGAAAGAAUACUUCACCGCCGUUGACCCCUUCGUACACCGCAUGCCACAUGAUGAGAGACAGGACUACAUUGAGGAUGUAUACCAAUGGUGCAAGGGCCUGUGCGGAGUGACAGUUGCAGAAGACACUGGUCAUUACAGAUUACAUUUCUCAAGACUGACUGUGGUCGUACGAAAAAAGUGA